AUGGGCCAGUCUAUCGCAUCUGGUCGGGCGUUCUCCCCGAAUGUAAUCACGAGACCCGACGACGUCAAGAUCUUUCACAGUGACUCUCCUUCCCACCUGAAAUCCAAGUCCAGCAACGGCGGAUGGUUAUUCCAUGAGCUUCUUGGUGAUUGUAUGGGCCUCAUCAACGGGGACCGUUGGGAACAAGUUCGGGCUCAGUUUAAGCACCAUUUCAUUCAUCGCUCCGUGUCAUCAAUAUCUAGCCAUAUUGAGCUCGCGGCAACUAGGUACUUGCAGAGCCUUGAGAGACAGGAUGCUGAGUCCUUCGAGGUACACGCCGCCAGUGAUUUCUCGCGCUUUCCGUUCAUGACUACCGCCGAAUAUCUCUAUGGGCCUUUGACUGAAAAUGAAAAGGAAGAGCUGUGGAAUCUGGGUCAACAAAGCCUUGCACUUAUGGGGAAUGUUCUUUCCGGUGGAGUGUAUCGCUUCGGAUUGUGUCAGUGGAUGAGGCCACACUCAUUCCGACGAUUGAGGAGUUUCCAAACCCAAUGGCAAAAUUUCAACCAGAGACUUGUAAAUUCAAGAACUCUCUCAAAUAACCACCAGCUACCUAUCGUUGAGGCUUGGAUGGCGAUGGAAAAGGGCUGUAUUUCGAUGAAUGAGAUACUUCAAACUCUUAGUGAAAUGCUUUUCGCCAACUUGGACGUGUCCACACACGUUCUUAGCUGGCUUAUCAUCUUCUUAGCUGAAGAUAUUGACAUACAGCAACAAGUUCGGGCGGAAAUUUCGGCAAAUCCCGGGUCUCUCGCAGAGCUCUGUGGUAGGAAAGAUACGCUGUUGCAAUUUUGCUUUUUGGAAUCAGCCAGGCUUCGCCCUUUUACAAUAUUCACGAUCCCCGAAAGCUCACCACGAACACAAAUCAUUGGUGGCUAUAUUAUUCCACCACACACGAGCGUUGUUGUGGAUACACUUGCAAUCAACUACAACCAGAAAUUUUGGGGAAACGAUCAUUCUCGCUUCAAUCCACAUCGGUUUCAGCAUCUGUCUUCAACGGAGCUCCGUUACAACCUCUUCACAUUUGGAUUUGGAACAAGGAAGUGCCUUGGACAACACUUUGCUGAGGCUAUGUUGAAACAUUUCGUCUACCACUUACUAAAUCGGUACGAGAUUGAGUUACCAAGGCUAGAUGCCAGGAAGACAUGGAGCUCGCAACCCAUUCAGGAUACAUGGGUUCCUAUUGCCAAUGCGCGUGUUAUCCUAAAGCCAAGAAAAUGA
Messenger RNA from Penicillium psychrosexuale, 1254 nucleotides. RefSeq names its product cytochrome P450 monooxygenase gliC (gene gliC). Bases 1 to 1254 code for a protein of 417 amino acids. The record is from RefSeq and is a predicted model, not a curated record. NCBI's taxonomy places the organism in Eukaryota, Fungi, Ascomycota, Eurotiomycetes, Eurotiales, Aspergillaceae. The transcript is spliced from 6 exons. Gene Ontology annotation, molecular function: heme binding; monooxygenase activity; iron ion binding.